AUGUCUGCAGCUCCAGUAUCCCGAGCCGUUCUCCGCCAGAGCCGACUUGUCUUGCGCCGAAAUGCUUUCCGACAAGCUUCUACUACAUCAGAGGCGGCCUCGAAAGCCCAAGAAACCGGCAAGCAAGCUGUAUCAAAAGCCUCAGAAGGUCUCAGCCGAGUUCAGAGCUCUGCUAGCUCAGCCAUCACCAAAGUUGGAUCUUCGGCGUACAAAGCCGUGAGCAAGAUUGGCGGAAGAACAGGACGAGUGAUUUCUUUUGUUGAAUCAUUAAUACCACCAACUGUGUACUACUCUCGCGUCGGAUUGGAGCUCGCAAGAAUUGUUUUCAAGGGUCAAAACAUGGCCCCUCCAUCCUCAGCGCAGUGGCAGUCAUACUUCCAGCCUUUGGCCAAUGUCUUCCGCAACCCUCGAACGAUCGGCUCCAGCUUGAGCUCGUUGUCCAACACCGCCAGCCCCGAAUCCUUCCUCGGCAGCAUCCGCAACGUGAACUCUCAACAACUAGCCACGGCUGGUAUAGUCUUCGCUCAAGUAUUGGGUUUCUUCACCGUGGGUGAAAUGAUCGGAAGAUUUAAGGUUGUCGGUUAUCACGGCGAGGCUCACCACGAACACUAG
Exophiala spinifera is the source of this 612-nucleotide messenger RNA. RefSeq lists its product as uncharacterized. NCBI's taxonomy places the organism in Eukaryota, Fungi, Ascomycota, Eurotiomycetes, Chaetothyriales, Herpotrichiellaceae. Gene Ontology annotation, molecular function: proton transmembrane transporter activity. The transcript has 3 exons. The record is from RefSeq and is a predicted model, not a curated record. The coding region runs from base 1 to 612 and encodes 203 amino acids. Gene Ontology annotation, biological process: proton motive force-driven ATP synthesis.